Molecule: messenger RNA, 2363 nt
Organism: Mustela erminea (ermine)
Lineage: Eukaryota; Metazoa; Chordata; Mammalia; Carnivora; Mustelidae
Gene: RSPO3
Product: R-spondin 3
Exons: 5
Coding region: 529-1356 (275 amino acids)
Source: RefSeq, a predicted model, not a curated record
CCUUCCACCACUGGAGCGGCUCCUACUCGCGAACAGCAGAAGCAGCUCGGGGUCUCUCCGCCAACCCCUUGGCCAUGGCCGCGGUGCUGACGGCGCCCGCUCCCCUACGAUCCCCGGGCCCCCGCCGUGGUCGCCGAAGCCGCAGCAACCUCUGAAUCCCAGGGGCCGCCGCCGCCAGUACCCACCCGCCCGCCCGGAUCCCGCCCGCCGCCGCCCCUCACCAUGCUACCUGCGGCCGCCCCUGCGAGGCCGCUCGCUGCUCGUGGAACCCUCGCUCGCGGUGUUGACAGCCACCCCUGCGGAACGGCCGCGCUUGAGGGCAAUUUGAAAAUACAGUAGUUGGUUUCCCUGCACCCGACCUGCUUCUUCGUUUGCCAUCCGAGCACGCCUAUCGGAUCUGAGUGGAGAAGUUGUCCGCUGCUUGGGGUCUCCCUCUCUAUACGCCUAACACUUACCUAUAUUUCUAGAACAUUUAAUAUAAUUAACAAAAGAAAAGGAAGAAAGGAAAGGAAACAUUACUGGGUUACUAUGCACUUGCGACUGAUUUCUUGGUUUUUUAUCAUUUUGAACUUUAUGGAAUACAUCGGCAGCCAAAACGCCUCCAGGGGAAGGCGCCAGCGAAGAACGCAUUCUAACGUCAGUCAAGGCUGCCAAGGAGGCUGUGCAACGUGUUCAGAUUACAAUGGAUGUUUGUCAUGUAAGCCCAGACUAUUUUUUGUUCUGGAAAGAAUUGGCAUGAAGCAGAUUGGAGUGUGUCUCUCUUCAUGUCCAAGUGGAUAUUAUGGAACUCGAUAUCCAGAUAUAAAUAAGUGUACAAAAUGCAAAGCUGACUGUGAUACCUGUUUCAACAAAAAUUUCUGCACAAAGUGUAAAAGUGGAUUUUACUUACACCUUGGAAAGUGCCUUGAUAAUUGCCCAGAAGGGUUGGAAGCCAACAACCAUACCAUGGAGUGCGUCAGUAUUGUGCACUGUGAGGCCAGUGAAUGGAGUCCUUGGAGUCCAUGCAUGAAGAAAGGAAAAACGUGUGGUUUCAAAAGAGGGACUGAAACACGGGUCCGAGAAAUAACACAGCAUCCGUCAGCAAAGGGUAACCUGUGUCCCCCCACCAGUGAGACAAGAAAAUGUACAGUGCAAAGAAAGAAGUGUCAGAAGGGAGAACGAGGAAAAAAAGGAAGAGAGAGGAAAAGGAAAAAACCUAAUAAAGAAGAAAGUAAGGAUGCCAUACCUGAUAACAAAGGUCUGGAACCCAGCAGAGAAACUCCAGAACAACGAGAAAACAAAGACAAACAGCAGCAGAAGAAGCGAAAGGUCCAAGAUAAACAACAGAAAUCGGUAUCGGUCAGCACUGUACAUUAGAGGGUCCCAUGAGAUCGUUGUAAACUCAUGAUGCUGCUAUCUCAACCAGAUGCCCAGGACAGGUGCUCUAGCCAUUAGGACCACAAAUGGACAACGUGUCAGUUACUGCUCUGUCUCAACAACAUUCCAGAUAGUUGCUAUAUUCUUUGUACAAGCAUAGCUAACAACAAAGAGCCAAAAGUUCAAAGAAGGGAUGUUUUCAAAUGGUUAUCUAACACGCUUCUGUGCAUUUCUAAGAGACAAGAAAUUUUGUAUAUAAUUAUCAAUAGGCUAUAAGAUGUAACAGCAUAAUGAUGACAUCUGGAGAGCGACAUCUUUUUCCCUAUAAAAAUAAUUUUUCAAGCUAUUGCUUUAAGAAGCGAAAGAUAGUUCUGCAAAUUCGAAGAGGCAAUAUCCCUUCAAAGUCAAUAAGAGAUCAGGGAAGAGAAACAUCUUUCAAAGAACAGUGUUGUUUUGUCCAGAUCUAGAGAGUGCUCAGACAUUAGGGCCCGGCAUUUGGAAUCGUAGGAAUUACUACCACCGAAACGACCGUUUUCAGAUUGGUUCUAUUGCCUUCACCCUGUCCUUCGGCAAGAAACAUGAGAAUGUACACCAGAGUUAAGCAUACUGUGUGGGAUUGGGAAAAGGCAAAAUGUGGAAGAAACCAUAGCGUUGGAGAUGACUUCUGUGCUUUACAAAACUGUGAAGGGUUGUGAUUACCUGGAACAGGUCUCUAAUCGAUAUCAGCACUGUGUGGUUCAGCCUCUGCUACCCCUUGGGUUAUAUAAGUCUAUAAACAUGUACUUGUAAGUUCCAAAAGCAAAAUCAUACUUAUUAGAAGAAAAUUCUGAUUUCACAGAAAAACAAAAACUAGAGCAAGGAGACUAGAACAUGUUUGCAAAAUCAUGUGGUUUCUGCAGGAAAAACAUUCUAUUACCACCUGGAACUAACAGGGGAUACUACUUUCUAACAAGGUGUAUCUAGUAGGGGGGAAAGCCACCACAAUAAAUAUAUUUGUUGAUAGUUUU